AAUCAGAGCAUGAGAGAACAGAGCUGAAGUCACGGUUGAAUGAGCAGAGGUAUAGCGAGGAGAACACACGGAGGAAAAGAGUUCCAGUUUCAGAUGAGGCUGAUUCCAGUGGUUCAAGACGUCAACUGGAGAGAGAGAUUGAUGCUCUUAAGUCUCAAAUCCAUGUAAGCACUGCAGUUGACAGACAUGAGGACAUGAGGAUAUGAAAAGAGAGCUAGAUCGCAGUGAGAGACAACGCACACAACUCUCUGAUCACAUAGAGGUGCUCAGCAAAGAUGUCGAGAAUAAAGAAAAGCAAGUAAGCAAACUUAUUCAACAGCUCCAAGACACAACUCACCUGUAUGACACUUGUAAUAGAGACAAAGAGAAACUGCUAAAUGAGUUACAAGAUAGUUUGCGCAAGUUACGAGAUGUGACCCAGCAAGCGGAGAAAUGUGAGACUGAUUACAGAAAUACAGAGAAAGCUCUGCAAGAGAGUGAAGCCAAGAGGGAAGAAAUUAAAAUACGGGCUCAGGAAACAGUAAAACAGUGGAAGGUAAAAUGUAAACGUCUGGAGCGAGACGUGGAUAGAUUCAAGCACAGUGCCGAGCAGCUUGUAGAGCGUAACGAGCAACUCAUUAAGGACGGAGAGUCAACCAGGUCCCAGGCAUUAGCAGGGGGACAGCAUAUGGAGUCACUCAGGAGGGAAAUGGCUGACAUCUUGUCUGUUCGGGCCCAACAGGAUGAGCAGUUAAGAAUAAAGGAUGUUGAGGUGAAUGAGUUAAAAUCUGUGAAAAUGGACUUAGAGAAAGAGUUACGUGACACGAGAUCUGUACUAGAUAGGAUGGAACUGGAUGUCAAGGGGAUUCAGUCUAAAUUUGAAAGGCUCGAACAUGAGAAAAAUGGCCUGGAAGAACAGUUAUCGAGGGUCCAGGCUGCUCAGCUGUCCGCCCAGGAUCAGCUGCAUCAAUACCAGCGUGAUAUGAAUGAGGUCACAGUGGAGAAAGCUGAUAUCAUGAACAAAUUAAAAGAUGAGAUCUCCACAGUACAGGAGCUUAAGAUGGAAUUGUCCGAGUGCAGGCGUAAUGAAGCUGGCUUACGUGAGGAUCUAGAGAUGUACGAUAGACAGUUACGGGAAGAGCGGGAGCAGCAGAAGUCGACUCAAGACAGCCUCGUCAAACAACUUGAACAAUCAAAGAGCCAUGAAGCAAGUAUAACUCAGGAAUUAACCAGGAGAAUAAAACGAGAGAAAGCAGAGGGUGAAGCAGAAAUCCAAGCUCUCAAGCUGAGUCUAUCAGAGGACAGAUCCUCUCUACAGCUGCUUAAAAGGAGAGAGGAGAAAUCUACAGCUGAAAUAGAGGAACUUCAUGACAAACUGCAGAGGUUGGAAGGGGAAUUGGCCAAGAGUGAAAGGAAGUAUCAGAAGGCAAGACAUGAAUAUGAACUCAAGAGUUCCACAGUGGAGGAGGAGUUAGACAGGUCAAGAAGACUGGAGGAUCAGUUAUAUUCCAUGAAGGAUGCCAAUAGUAGACUAGAGCAAGAUGUUCAAAAAGUGCUUCAUGAUAUAGAUGGCAGCGUUGAUGCUCUUACAAAGCUUACAAACCAAAACAAUACAACAACAUUCCAGAAUUCAUCCAUUAAGAGAUCUCUAGGAGAUAGGCAGAAGUGGGUGGCUGAUAUAUUGGCAAAGUUAGAAUGGUUGAAAUCAGAGCUACGAUUUCAUUUUGAGAAAGAGCGCAAGUUGCGAACAAAUGUGAAGGAAGUGGUAGAAGCGACACAAGCAGAUAGAGAGUUCUUUACUACUGAGCUAAAUCGACAAAAUGAGAUCAUAGAUGAACUGGCCAAUCAGAGAAAGGUUCUGUCUGAUAAAGAGAAUGAGGCAUCUGAGGAGGUGAGUGAACUACAGGAACAGGUGGUUGAGUUAUCUGUUAAUCUAGAUGCUGAGAGACAACACACACAAACUGUUGAAGAGCAGGCAGAUAAGGAAAAGCAACAGCUCUUAGAGGACUUUGCAAGACUCAGGAACUCGGAUGCUGAGAGACAGAAGAUACAAGAUAGAUUUUCAAGGCUACAGGAAACCAUGACAUCAUUAAAACAGGAAUUAACGGACACAAGACAGCCACGAAAUCUACAGAGGGAUUACAAGCGUGAUGCAGACUCCAUGACAAGCCACCUGGCGAGUAUAAGCCCCACAGCAUCACCCAAAAAAUCACGUCGUGUCCAAAUCAAUGAGAAACCAUAUAUUUUUAGUGAUAGCAGCUAUAUGAGCCCAAGCAGUCAACCAGUAUCAAAAUAUAAUACAAGAGGGACUACGAGCCCAUUGAAAUCUCCACCUUCAAAUGACACUGGAGUAAAAUCUCUACGCACCCGUCCAGUACUGCUAUCUCAGCAGAGACGUUCACCUUUGAAAGACUCAACUUCUAGAAGGAAAUACUCCACCAAUCAAAAACAUUCAGAAGCAGUCAAGCAACAGCGGGCAGCAUCAUACCCAUAUAAGGAACGCUAUGAUUUUGACUCUACAAUUGAUAGCCUGAAUACAACUGAAGACAGCAUAGACUCAUCAUACGUCACUCGAAAGUAUACAAGGCCGAGCAGUAAACUUUAUAGUAAAGACGAUCUCAGUCCAAUUAUGUCACAAAGUAGAAAAGUGACGUCACCUCCUACACUUGACAAACCAACUCAUGGUGGUUCAAGGUUAAGAAGCCGGACUCCUCCACCUUUGGAUUUAAAUGAUGACGAAUUCAAGAAAAAGUUUUAUCCCGAAUCACCUCCGAAAAUAUCGUUAAAUGAUUUUAGAUAGUAUAGUUAUAAUAAAGUUUAUUAAUAGUAAUGUACAUA
Molecule: messenger RNA, 2817 nt
Organism: Owenia fusiformis
Lineage: Eukaryota; Metazoa; Annelida; Polychaeta; Sabellida; Oweniidae
Source: the annotation of a GenBank genome assembly